This is a messenger RNA of Medicago truncatula (barrel medic), 1170 nucleotides long. RefSeq names its product nudix hydrolase 25. Gene Ontology annotation, molecular function: guanosine-3',5'-bis(diphosphate) 3'-diphosphatase activity; bis(5'-adenosyl)-pentaphosphatase activity. The transcript has 6 exons. Gene Ontology annotation, cellular component: chloroplast. NCBI's taxonomy places the organism in Eukaryota, Viridiplantae, Streptophyta, Magnoliopsida, Fabales, Fabaceae. The coding region runs from base 196 to 717 and encodes 173 amino acids. Gene Ontology annotation, biological process: nucleoside phosphate metabolic process; ribose phosphate metabolic process. The record is from RefSeq and is a predicted model, not a curated record.
CUCAACGCACACAUACACCACAUUCACAAUACAAUACUAUAGUACAUCAUAGCAUCCACUUGUGUUGUGUUUGUGUUGUUGCCAAUACUCAUCAUUCACACCUCAUCAUCUCCAACACUCUUUGUCUUUGUUUCUCUCUUAAACUUCUUCUUCUCUCUAAGGCUAUAACCAACAAUAACAAGUAACAGCUAAGACAUGGAGAAUCUUCCACAAGGUUACCGUCCUAACGUUGGUGUCUGUCUCAUCAAUUCAGAUGAUCAGAUAUUUGUGGCUUCUAGAUUGAAUGUUCCAGGAGCAUGGCAAAUGCCUCAGGGAGGUAUUGAAGAUGGUGAAGAGCCCAAAUCUGCUGCUAUUAGAGAACUUCGAGAAGAAACUGGAAUCGUGUCUGCUGAGAUAAUCGCUGAGGUUGAUAAAUGGUUGACAUACGACUUCCCACCUGCUGUGAAGGCUAAAGUCAAUCGUCUUUGGGGAGGGGAAUGGCAUGGACAGGCACAGAAAUGGUUUCUCAUGAAAUUAAAAAAAGAUGACGGUGAAAUCAACUUAGCUACCGGUGAAGCAGACCCAGAAUUUGCAGAGUGGAAAUGGGCAAGCCCUGAAGAAGUUAUUGAGCAGGCAGUGGACUACAAGAGACCUACCUAUGAAGAAGUUGUAACAACCUUCAAGCCUUACUUUCAAGGAAAUGCAAUAUCUGCGAAAUGUAAAUCGACAAAGUGGUGAAUUUUAUGAGUGUGCAUUGUAGUUUAAUCCAUUUUCUUAUCUAAUUUCACUUGGAUUUUGAUUUGCCGCAGCCACAAAUGUCACACAUUCACACACAUCAGUCACCUUUGGAUCAAAAUCGGACAACUCAAAUUUCAAGCUCUUUUUAAAAAAAUCAAAAUCUGCUUGCUUUCUGCACCGUCCGAUUUCGAUCCAACACGUGCUGACUGCGCGAGCGUAUGGAUCUGUGACUGUAGCAAAUCCAAAUCCAUUUCACUUACUGAGGUUGGAUAUAACACUCAACUAUUUGUAAAUGGAUGGUAGUUAGAACUUUCCAUUAGGUACUUGCUUCUUGUAAUAAUAAGAUGUGUGCAAAUGCCAAAUUUAUUUUCUAAACCGGGCUGCAAGGAUGAUUUUGAAUGUGUGUAUAGAUCUGUUGAUGUCGCGGAAUAGUGAUAAUGACUUGAUACCUGA